Molecule: messenger RNA, 1369 nt
Organism: Darwinula stevensoni
Lineage: Eukaryota; Metazoa; Arthropoda; Ostracoda; Podocopida; Darwinulidae
Source: the annotation of a GenBank genome assembly
ACAGACUCGACACAGAUUUAAGAGGCUCCUUCAUUCCUCUUCUUCGUAUCCUGGAAGUGCAGCCUGUCUUUUAGCAUACUGGUGUCGUGACUAAAGAUACAAGACCGAAAGGAGCAAGAUGUCUCGAGUUGCUGUAGUGACGGGGAGUAACAAGGGGAUCGGGCAUGAAGUCGUGAGGCAGCUCUGUUCCAAAUUCCACGGCUUGGUGUACCUCACUGCGAGGGAUGAGAAACGAGGCCGAAAAGCUGUUCAAGAGCUGGAAAAGGAAGGACUGAAACCCUGCUUCCAUCAACUGGACAUCGACGAUCAGAAGAGCAUUGAGAAAUUGCGAGAUUUCCUUCAGGAGAAGCACGGUGGACUGGACCUUCUCGUCAACAAUGCGGCUAUUGCGUACAAGGAAGGACUGAAACCCUGCUUCCAUCAACUGGACAUCGACGAUCAGAAGAGCAUUGAGAAAUUGCGAGAUUUCCUCCAGGAGAAGCACGGUGGGCUGGACCUUCUCGUCAACAAUGCGGCUAUUGCGUACAAGGCAGCAUCUACAGCUCCCUUCGGCGAACAGGCUGAGAAUACGAUUCGUGUGAAUUACUUCGGGACCUUGAACGUGUGCAAGGAAUUGUUCCCCCUUCUGAGGCCUCAUGCCAGGGUCGUCAACUUGACCAGCUAUGCCGGAUUCCUCCGUAACAUCCCAGAUGAAGGACUGAAGAAGACGCUGGCUUCUCCCGAUUUGACAGUUGAAAAACUCUCCUCUCUCAUGGAAGACUUUGUCAAAAGGGCGAAGGAAGGAAAGCACGGCGAAGGAGGAUGGCCUAACAGCUGCUAUGUCGUCUCCAAAGUGGGUGUGAGUGCUCUCUCGCGGAUCCAGCAGAGGGAAUUCCUCCAGGAUUCUCGGGUCGACCUCGUCGUCAACCACGUCCAUCCCGGUUACGUGGAUACCGACAUGAGCUCUCACAAAGGACCUCUCACCGUCCAGCAAGGUGCCGUAUCGUCAGUGUACGCGGCUCUCCUGCCUCCAAACAUCGAAGAGCCAAAAGGAGCAUACAUCUGGCACGACAAGCAGAUAGUGGACUGGGUGAACGGGCCACUUCCCUCCGGUCAUUGAGCGAAGGGAAUUCCCGCCGCGAUAUUCACUGGGUCACCUUCCCUCUUAUAAUAAAUAGUUUGGCAUUUAGGAAUGUUGGGUGUGAUUACAAAGAGGAAAUGGCGUAAGUAUUGCUCCAUCUUUCACUUUCAUACGGGCGACAGUUACGUAACAAAAAUAAAUGAAUUUUACGAACUGGAAGUCAUUUCCCUUUUGUUCUCGAAUUUGUGCAGGACGCUCUUAAGUUAAAGGUCGGUGGAUGUGACGUCGCGAUCGUCCGUCUCCAAGGAG